This is a messenger RNA of Paramuricea clavata, 531 nucleotides long. The record is from the annotation of a GenBank genome assembly. NCBI's taxonomy places the organism in Eukaryota, Metazoa, Cnidaria, Anthozoa, Malacalcyonacea, Plexauridae.
AUGGCCUUCACGAAACUUGUUGCGUUUUCAGCAUUAUUGUACAUCGUUAGCAGCGCAAACCCAGACAAGGGUUAUCUGUGGAUAAACGGAUCUAUGACAACUAAAGGUUGCUACGAUUUACCGAGCAACACACAAUGUCCAUCCAAUCUGGUCAACUAUAAAGUGUUUGGGUUUGGUUAUGAAGACACCUUUGCGAACGCCAGCCUGAAAUCAGUCGAUCUUAUGAUGACGUCUCUCAAGUUCUUUAAAAAAGUAACGCAGACGUGUAAAGAUGCCGUUCGUGAGUAUGCAUGUUCAAAUACGUUUGCGCAGUGCGUAAAGGAUGACAACCAACCAUUUGGUGUGGCCAUGACAUUCAACGUCACACGUACGAGACAGGCAUGCGCUAGAGUGAUGAAAUCAUGUCCUCUCUCCGUUCAAACGGCGAUCGUUAAUAACUGCACCACAAUCAUGAGCAAUUUCAUGGAUUUGACAUACUGUGUGGAUAUUCCAAAUAUCCCUGGUGACGUGUGCCUUAAGUCAAACUAUAAG